AUGGAUUGGAAAGCAAAUCGAUCAAGCAGAGGUGCCGGAGUUAUGAGGAGAGGAGGAAGUGCAGACAGAGGACAAAUGCACCUCCUAGAUCGUGCGAUAGGGGGGAUAUGGACUGGAAACAGAGAUAGCUGCCCUCUAGAUCAUCCUAUAAGCUGUAAAGCUGUAUACAGGAGGCUCCGGUUGGUAGCACUGACACCGAACUUGGUAACAAUAUAUUAG
Molecule: messenger RNA, 219 nt
Organism: Nezara viridula (southern green stink bug)
Lineage: Eukaryota; Metazoa; Arthropoda; Insecta; Hemiptera; Pentatomidae
Source: the annotation of a GenBank genome assembly